Messenger RNA from Cyanistes caeruleus (blue tit), 300 nucleotides. NCBI's taxonomy places the organism in Eukaryota, Metazoa, Chordata, Aves, Passeriformes, Paridae. The record is from RefSeq and is a predicted model, not a curated record.
CCUGUCGAGUACCAGACCGUGCAGAGACUCAUUCCUGCCUUGUGGAAGAAGCACAGUCCCCAACUGGUGGUUCACGUGGGCGUGUCGGGCAUGGCCACCACCGUCACCCUGGAGAAGUGUGGCCACAACGUGGGCUACAAAGGGCUGGACAACUGUCGCUUCUGCCCGGGCUCGCAGUGCUGCGUGGAGGGGGGCCCCGAGUGCAUCGACUCCAUCAUCGACAUGGACGCCGUGUGCAGGCGGGUCUCGGCGCUGGGGCUGGACGUCACCGUCACCAUCUCCAAGGACGCUGGCAGGUGA